Messenger RNA from Plasmodium malariae, 516 nucleotides. RefSeq names its product cutA, putative. The transcript is spliced from 5 exons. Gene Ontology annotation, biological process: response to metal ion. Gene Ontology annotation, molecular function: copper ion binding. NCBI's taxonomy places the organism in Eukaryota, Apicomplexa, Aconoidasida, Haemosporida, Plasmodiidae. The coding region runs from base 1 to 516 and encodes 171 amino acids. The record is from RefSeq and is a predicted model, not a curated record.
AUGUUUAUUUCCCUAACAAUUGUAGCAAAGAAAAGAUGUAAUAAACAUUUUCGGGAUUCCUUUUUCAUAAAUAAUAUAUUAAAGCGUAAUUUACUACUUAACAGUUUCUCCUAUAAUAGAUACAACUGUACAUCAUCCCAACGAUUAAUACCAUCUAAUCAAAUGGAGAAUAAUAAUACCUCUUUUGUAGCUGUAUAUGUUACAGCUCCGAGUAAGGAAGUUGCUGAAAAUAUUUCCAAUAUUUUGUUAAAAGAGAAGUUAGCUAGUUGCAUAAAUAUAAUUCCGGGUGUCCAUAGUAUGUAUCACUGGAAAGGAGAAAUAGCUCGGGACAACGAAGUCUUAAUGAUGAUUAAAACAAAAAAAAAUAUGUUCGACCAAAUUGUAUCCAUGGUAAAGUUAAAUCAUCCGUACGAGGUGCCAGAGGUUAUUGCUGUUCCAAUACAACAUGGGAGCAAAGAUUAUCUUGACUGGGUUUCAAAUUCGGUGAAGUCAGUGGAAAAUGAAAAAGAAAAGUAA